UAUGCCGCCGCUCCCUCCAGCUCUGCCUCCUCCUCGCCGCGGGGCGCCUUCCCCGCUGGGCCGCUGCUGCUGGGCCCUCUGGGUGCUGCUCUGCCGGACGGCGCUGGCCAGCUCCCUGGUGCUGGAGCCUAUCUACUGGAACUCCUCCAACUCCAAAUUCCAUCCUGGACAAGGACUGGUACUGUACCCAAAGAUAGGAGACAAACUGGAUAUUAUAUGCCCAAAAGUGGACUCUAAAACUGGUGGACAGUAUGAGUACUAUAAGGUCUAUAUGGUUGAUAAAGACCAAGCAGAUAGCUGCACUAUUAAAAAGGACAACACACCUCUACUCAACUGUGCCAAGCCUGAUCAAGAUGUUAAGUUUACCAUCAAGUUUCAAGAGUUCAGCCCAAAUCUCUGGGGCCUGGAAUUUCAGAGAAACAAAGAUUAUUACAUCAUAUCAACAUCCAAUGGAUCCCUAGAAGGCUUGGAUAACCAGGAGGGAGGGGUGUGCCUGACAAAAGCCAUGAAGAUCCUAAUGAAAGUUGGACAAGUUCCCAAUUCUGGUGGGUCCCCCAAUAAUGCUGAUCCAACUAAACGCCCGGAACAGGAAGCUGGUACCAACGGGAAAAGCUCCACAACAAGUCCCUUUGUAAAGGAUCAUGCAGGUUCCAACUCAGAUGGAAACAAAGCUGGACAUACCAGUAUCCUUGGUACAGAGGUGGCCUUAUUUGCAGGGAUAGCUUCAGGGUCCAUCAUAUUCCUCAUCAUCAUCAUCACGCUGGUGGUUCUUUUGUUGAAGUAUCGAAGGAGACACAGGAAGCAUUCACCACAGCACACGACGACACUGUCACUUAGUACAUUAGCCACCCCAAAGCGUAGUGGAAACAACAAUGGGUCUGAGCCCAGUGACAUUAUCAUACCUCUGAGGACUGCAGAUAAUGUCUUUUGCCCUCAUUAUGAAAAAGUCAGUGGUGACUAUGGACAUCCAGUCUACAUUGUUCAAGAGAUGCCCCCUCAGAGUCCAGCAAACAUUUAUUAUAAGGUCUGAUGAACACUCGGUGUGGUACCUUUGGAAACUCUCCCUCUCUCCUGUCAAAUGCUAUCCGUGACACGGGGGGACAGGGUUUGGGAUGGUGAACCCCUGUGCUGGUUACUGGACCAGGUGCAGUGGCAACAACAGCAAGUCCCACCACGUCGACAAAGAGCAGUUUCGAGAUGGACAUCUCUAGUCUGUAGAAAUCCUGCCUUGGUGAACAAGCAUUUCCUUGGAAGCUGGAAGAAUUUACGUAGAAGAUCCCCAUACCAACUGCUGUUCAUUCAUCACCUUCUAAGCCAUGUGCUGCAGGCAUUCAGGCACACAUAAAAAGCCCAGGGAAGAUGGCGCAACUCGUAGAUGCUAAUAGUUUUUGGCAUUCUGGGAAAGAAGUCUUAAGUCAUCAAGCUUGAAAAUGCAACCCUGUGACUUUGUGUGUGCGCUUUUCUCAUGGCGCAUAUGGAUUUGUCAUACAGACCUUGGCUUUUAAGUAAGACUUUUGAUCAUUUUCUUGCUUUUAGUCAGUCCCUGUUGCAUUUUACUUCAAUUGAGUAGCACUCUGGCAUCCUUCACCUGAGAAUUCUUUCACUCCACAUCCUGCAUUGCUGUCGGAAAUCUUAAAAUGUGUGGGUUUUUUUUGUUUGUGUGGUUUUUUUUCCUUUGCCAUUUCAUACUCCAUCUGUUUGUGAUAGCAGCCUCACUUGAAAAGGAUAAUGCUUUGAGAGAACCCAGGCUUGCUAAAAAGGGAAUCUUCUAGCUUACAAGCUAGCUUGCCAGUAGAGUCAAGAAUAUAAGAGAAGGGGUGUGUGGAUAAAGAGAGAGAGAGGAGGAAGGGCUGAUGAAAUGCUACAGCCUUUGGAGGCUCAACCGGGCAAAGCCAAACAAUGUAGAUAGCACAGCACUUUGACAUUUGGACUUCUGAGCAGCAUGUGAGACACAGCAACACACAAACAGCCGAUUCAGGUCCAUGGUGGAAGGAUGCCAAGGUUAUUCUCCAAUAGUAACUUGCAGGAGAAAAUAGUUUCCUCUCUCUCAAAGUAGGACAAAGAGUGUAAGUAGGUGAAUGUGCCUAGAAGACAAGACAGUAGAAGGCCAUUGGUGAUAUAUUAGGGCAGGACUGCUGUGGUACUGUACCAGCAAUAAGACGCACAGCUUUGAGCUAGCUGUAGCAAAAAAAAAAAAAAAUCUUGGUCUGCUUGAAAUGACAUUUUUUAUUGAGAAAAGAAAAGCAGACACAGCUGCUAUACUUAACACAUUUAUCUGUUCACAAAGUGUGGGGGGGAGUGUUUAAAAAACAGUAACUUCUAUCAUGGAAGAACAAAAUCACAAGCUUAACAGUCAAGAGGGCUAUGAUUCCAUCACUUUUACACACACACACACACACACACACACACACACACACACACACACACAAGCAUUCACAUCUCUCGGAACUGAUCAGGAUUUUACUUUUUCCUCCAACCGAGCCUAUUAACGCUCUGGUUUCUGGCAGUGCAUUUGCGAGGUAAACCUGUCCUAGACACUGCUGCUACUAGGGUAGUCUCUUUCAGAGUUAAAGCACACAUGGUAAACUGCAUGGUCCAUAAAGAUGCAACACAUUUUAGACACAAGAGAGGGGAGGGAGUAAGGUGCGACUUAUUUAUAAUAGGUGUAUAGAACCCAAGGGAUAUAAGUAGCAGAUUUUGUUAUGAUUACUAAUAUAUAUAUAUCUAUAUAUUGAGAUUGCACAGAAUCUAUACCAGAAGAUGUGAACUUCAUCUGUGACAAUGAAAUCAAUCUUAAAUUGUGUCAGCAUUCUUAAGCGAAACAAUUAGGUAAUUACUUCUAAGGGGUUGAAAUUGCUUUGCUCCAAAAAGAACAGUACGGAGAAAGGAAAUACAAAAAUAACCAAGCCCUCUAAGCUGUCUUGCAUAACUAGUUGAAUAGGAAAUACGACCCCUGCCUCUGAAUCAUGACGUCAGCGUAUCUGUGUCAUGUAUUUGAACAGCAAAAUAUUCUGAUGAGGGUUUUCUAUUCUGUCUUUCGGUUUGCUUCUGUUUUUCUGUCCCUUGCCUUAUGAGAUGGAGCAACUGAGCUGGACACCAGUAAGAGAGCUGUGGGAUCAAGUUUCUGCUUGAAGCCUGGUGGUUGUCCUGCCUCCAGCCUCUCUGUACCCUGGGGAAAAUAAAUCUACUUUUUUAUGUGCUAUGCAAAAUAGAUGUCUUUUCACAUAGUCCUGUUCCCAUGGCAACACUUCACUUUCUGGACUGGAAAGAACAUGUAACUACAGCAUUUUAAGGGUCUAGAGCCUCCACUGAGCACGUGCAAAAAAUGUACUGUCAUCAAAAUGAUUACUCUCUGUAUUUCCUGAACCCGAAAAUGAUUUUGGUCCAAGAAGGAGAGAUGGAGGGAAGGAGGGGAGGGAAGAGCGGAGAAGAAGGAGAAGAAGCAAGGGCCUGUGGGAGGUUACCAUGGUAACUGACUACAAUACAGAUGCAGUUUUUUUCCCCUGAAGCCUUCUUCUCUGUGAAUCCAUCCAUGCAAAGUUUUCCUUGUAAGUCAUUCAGAUUUUAUUUUGGGGGAGGGGGAAAUAGAUGGGCCUGGGUUUUCCUCCCUCCCUUUUAUUUUCUUUUCCCUUUUAAUUGAGAAUAUUGUUGAGUUGGUUGGUUCCAUUCUGAUUAUGUUCUCAACCUGGGGAAGGGGAGAUCGUAUGGGACAAAUCAAUGGCGAGGAGUCUGCAACCGAUUGGGGAGGGGGGAAGAGGAGGACCCCGUGUAUCUGUGUUGUGUCUUGUGCAGAAUAAUGACAAUCUUGCCAACUGUACCUUUAGUUGGUGUUUGGUUCAGCUUUGAAACGUUACUGUAAAUGCCUUGCUUGUGUUUACCCCUUGAUCACCUAACUUUUUUGAGAAAUUUUCACCACAAUGUCUAAAGAGUGAAGAUGCUGUAAAUACAUUCAGAUUGACUGUAUAUGGAUUCGGGGUGUUACAGUAGCCUUAUUCACCUUUUUAAAAAUAAAUAUAAAAUAAAAAUACACAUGGAAACAAGAAUAAACAUCUUUUCUUAACCGGAUUGUGUAUAUAGAGCAACAUUGGUUUUUUAUAAAGUCUAAGCGAGAUGUUUUGUAUAAAAUCUGACUUUUUGCUAUGUAUUUAGCUACAGCUUGUUUAAAGGCCGUGUCAUUCCCCUUUGCACAGUAUCCAGGAAAAAAAAAGGUAUAAAAAGGUUGCCAAAUUGCUGCAUAUUUGUGCUGUAAUUGUGUACCAUGAAUAUUUAUUUAAGAAUUCCUUUGUCCAGUUUGUAAGUAACACAGUAUUAUGCUUGAGUUAUAAAUAAUUUUUUCUCUCUCUUUUUUAAAAAAACCCUAGAUUAUCAUAGAUUUUGAAGUCUGCUUUUGUUCUACAUUGCAGUUAGCCCCUUCCAGAAAAUGAAAUCUAUGAAGAUCACAUUCCACUUCUGUUUCAAAAUGAAUUCAUUCUUUUAAAAAAAAUAAAAAUAUUUUUUUCCUAUGGAAA
This is a messenger RNA of Anolis sagrei ordinatus, 4508 nucleotides long. It is a transcript of the gene EFNB2, whose product is annotated as ephrin B2. Lineage: Eukaryota; Metazoa; Chordata; Lepidosauria; Squamata; Anolidae. Gene Ontology annotation, cellular component: plasma membrane. Gene Ontology annotation, molecular function: ephrin receptor binding. The record is from RefSeq and is a predicted model, not a curated record. Gene Ontology annotation, biological process: axon guidance; blood vessel morphogenesis; ephrin receptor signaling pathway.